This is a messenger RNA of Saprolegnia parasitica CBS 223.65, 345 nucleotides long. RefSeq lists its product as hypothetical. The record is from RefSeq and is a predicted model, not a curated record. Lineage: Eukaryota; Oomycota; Saprolegniomycetes; Saprolegniales; Saprolegniaceae. The transcript has a single exon. The coding region runs from base 1 to 345 and encodes 114 amino acids.
AUGCACAAGGUGCUCGAGUCCCUCGCAGCACUUGACGGCAGAGGCAAGCGCUCAAGAUACGAGGGCGGUUGCAUGGAUAGCGUGCAGAAGGCGGCAUUCGACCAGCUGCUGCACUCGCAUGCGGCGCUCGACGCCAAGAUUGAUGGCGCUGCUCAGUGUCUCGGGGGCGUCGACGAGAUCAAAGCCAGUGUCCAGCGCCUGGAGACGUUGACGCUCAAGAGCGCCGAGGACAUCAAAGACCUCAUGGACACGAUCCUGCCUCCGGGCAUUUUAACCCCGGCUCGACUGAAUCAAGCAGUCGACGCCGUGGGCUUACUUCAGCAAGACGGACAACAAACGACUUGA